AUGGCUAGUUCAAUACAUUCCCAGGCAGCAGCUGGUCAGUCUCGUGAACGUUUCGGCCUAAUUAUCUUAGGUAACAGUGGAGCUGGUAAAAGUUUCAUUGCAAAUCUUUUUCUACAACGCGAAAAAUUUGCGAGCAAACCAUCUGCAACGGCAGUUACGACAAACACCGAAUUUGAAGAAUAUACAGCUGAUGGUGUCAGUUACGUUAUUUUCAAUAUUCCCGGUUUGAUCGAAAGUAAUCAAGAAAAGAUUGAUAAGAAUAAAGAAGAAAUCGAUAAAGCCUUUUUGGAAUGUCCAAAUUCAGUCGUUUUCUACGUGUUCGGUAAUCAGAUGGGCCGAAUUCGUCAGGAGGAUGUGAUUGCAUUCAAUGCUUUACACGAAGCCUAUCCUUUCAAAGACGAGUCACUGGUCAUCGUCGUCAAUGCUAUUCCAUCUGAACGAGAGAGAACUUAUAAAGGUCAAACAAUUACCUUGCUACGUGAAUAUUUACAUAUGAAAACAUGUGAAUAUUACUGUUUCUUGGAUACAAUUGAUAGAACUAACGAGACGGCGAAAGGAGAAUUGCGCCAAGAAUUAAUAUCGGCUAUGGACAAAACACUACCAAAAGUACAUGAAAAGGUAAAAAAUAUUCAUCUACAGCAUGAUGAGAUUGAGAGAUUAAAAAUGGAAUUACAAAAAAUUGUUACUGCCUUUGCUUAUGAGAAAGAAGUACUGGAAGCACGAUCUCGUGCAGCUCAGGAGCAGUAUGAAAAAGAAAUGAAAGAUAUUCAAGAAAGACUAACAGCACAAGACAAAGAAAAGAAUGACUUACAAAAACAAGUAACAGCAAAGAAGUGGUUUGAAGGAUUAGUUGGUCCUGUGACACAAGCAGUAAUUCCGAUGGCACUUGGUCAAGGGUGGGCUGGUACUGCUGCUUCAUUUGCAAUGAAUUCUUUGAGACAGACAGCACCCACUCGAAUGCCUGGCGGUAGCUCAUUGUUUUUCUCUGGAGUCUCUGGCCGAGGCGGGAGAGGUGGCAUGAGACCAUCGUUUUAG
Messenger RNA from Didymodactylos carnosus, 1035 nucleotides. The record is from the annotation of a GenBank genome assembly. Lineage: Eukaryota; Metazoa; Rotifera; Eurotatoria; Philodinida; Philodinidae.